UUCGGCUUUAAGGGGGCGUCUCUUCCUAUCUUCCCCGAUCUCUAGUCUGAGCCAGAGCAAUCGCAGCGAAUCUCUAUCUCCACCGCUCCCUUCCAGCGCAGCUCCCCGCAUUAUUAAAGGAGUGCAAAAGAGGAUUGUUCAGUUCAAGGAAAUGAAGAAUUCAGAAUAAUUUUGACAAAUGGAUUCCAAUAUGAAAAUAAGAAUACAAUGAACAUUUGACCUGCUUUGAAGACACAUACUGCCCAUUUGUCUAAAGUAAUCUGUAACAGUCUGACUAAUCAAAAUGAAUUCAACUUUAUUUUCUCAGGUAGAAAAUCAUUCAAUAUACUAUAAUUUUUCCGAGAAGAAUUCCCAGUUUCUGGCUUUUGAAAAUGAUGACUGUCACCUGCCAUUGGCCAUGAUAUUUACCUUAGCUUUGGCUUAUGGAGCUGUGAUCAUUCUCGGGGUCUCUGGAAACCUGGCCUUGAUCAUAAUCAUCUUGAAGCAAAAGGAGAUGAGAAACGUUACGAACAUCCUGAUUGUGAACCUUUCCUUCUCAGACUUGCUUGUUGCCAUCAUGUGUCUCCCCUUUACAUUUGUUUACACAUUAAUGGACCACUGGGUUUUUGGUGAGGCCAUGUGUAAAUUGAAUCCCUUUGUGCAAUGUGUUUCAAUCACUGUGUCCAUUUUCUCUCUGGUUCUCAUUGCUGUGGAACGACAUCAGCUUAUUAUUAAUCCACGGGGGUGGAGACCAAAUAAUAGACACGCUUAUGUAGGCAUUGCUGUCAUUUGGUUCCUUGCUGUGGCCUCUUCUCUACCCUUCGUGAUCUAUCAAGAAUUGACGGAUGAGCCUUUCCAAAAUGUCACACUCGAAGCAUUCAAGGACAAAUAUGUGUGCUAUGAUAAAUUUCCGUCAGACUCUCAUAGGUUGUCUUACACCACUCUCCUCUUGGUGCUGCAGUAUUUCGGCCCGCUCUGUUUUAUAUUUAUUUGCUACUUCAAGAUAUACAUCAGAUUAAAAAGGAGAAACAACAUGAUGGACAAGAUGAGAGACAAUAAGUACAGGUCCAGUGAAACCAAAAGAAUCAACAUUAUGCUGCUGUCUAUUGUUGUAGCAUUUGCCGUCUGCUGGUUGCCGCUAACCAUCUUUAACACUGUGUUCGAUUGGAAUCAUCAGAUCAUUGCCACGUGCAACCAUAAUCUCUUGUUCCUGCUCUGCCACCUCACAGCAAUGAUAUCCACCUGUGUUAACCCUAUAUUUUAUGGCUUUCUAAACAAAAACUUCCAGAGAGACCUGCAGUUCUUCUUUAACUUUUGUGAUUUCCGGUCUCGGGAUGAUGACUAUGAGACAAUUGCUAUGUCAACCAUGCACACGGAUGUGUCAAAGACUUCUUUAAAACAAGGAAGCCCAGUUGCAUUUAAAAAAAUCAACACCGAUGAUAAUGAAAAGAUCUGAACUGCUUGUAUCAAAUGGUCCAGAUGACUUACAUGUUAAAGCAAGCACAAACUGCAAUGUACUUUUAUUACCUAUCUCUCAAAGAAUGGGGUUAAAACAUUUUAAAGAGAUGAAGAUUUUUGGUCUUGCUUUUUACUGCUUUUAUAGUAGUUGUCCAAAUUACAUUUGAAACAAAUGGUUGGGCUUUGAAAUCUUCGGGCAAUUUGACCAUACAUCUUUGAAGUGCUUUUUGUAAACAUGCAUAUAAUAUAAAUGCUUUUAUAUGUAUUUAUUGGAAUGAAAUUUCUUUAAAGUAUUGCUAGUAACGGACUUUAGAAACACUAUACCCAAAACUCAUUGAGUUGGGCCAUCUUGAUUAAUAUAGAUUGCACAAUCCUCAUGAGGUGGUAGAUAUGAUUUCAAUCUUAUGCAGAAGUGGCAAUAUACAGAAGUACAGAAGCAGCAUUCAAAAUAUAGAACUAGAGUCUUCCUGCAGUCUCUGUCCAUAGUCUGAAGUCAUUCUGGAAUGAUUCUUAUUAAAAAACAUUUUUAAGAGAGGAUUGCUUUUGUUCCUAAUUGACUGCCACUUAAAUAAAGAUGCAUAAGGGAUAUUUCUCAGCUGUGUAUAUCAUGGGGAAUUGAACCACCCAUAAUAAUUAGGAAGAAAAGCAUCUACCUAACUUUAAAAUUAGUUUGGUACCUGACAAAGGAUUUAAGAGCAGUAGUCUGAUUGGUAAAUUAAGAUUGCUGCAGGUAGUUGAAUUAUAUUUGAUUUGAUGGUUAAAAGGUUUUCUUUAGUCUCUUGAGUAUCUGUCAAUCUUUCUAGUAAAUAUAUACAUGUAAUUCAAAAGGUACAUGUAAUUUAUAGUAGUUAAAUCACAAAAAUGUAUUUUCCAUAUGUCAGUGUUCAUAAGAUCACUCAUUUUCUUAACUCUUAAUGUCAAACUUUCACAGAAAGACAAGAUAUAAUGUUGAAUGAUCACCAUCACUACCAGGUAUAAAUAUCAGAAAACAGAACAAUAAUCCAUGUUAACAUGUACAAACUUGUGUGCCUUGUGGUGUCAUAAAUAUUGCACUAUAAACAGUAUGAGUAGUUAUGUCAUGUUGAUAUACUUAAUUUUGUGUACCCUAUAAUCAUGAUUGAGCUCCAUAAUCUUCUGGAGGAAAGCUACUUUAAAGAACAAGAUAUAUCUUUGAUGUAUUAUACAAAGCAUUGAAUGUGUUUGAGUUUAGAAGGGCAACACUUCUUUAUUAAAAUUGUUUUUGCUUUUUCUGAGGA
Messenger RNA from Sorex fumeus (smoky shrew), 2693 nucleotides. RefSeq names its product neuropeptide Y receptor Y1 (gene NPY1R). Gene Ontology annotation, molecular function: neuropeptide binding; neuropeptide Y receptor activity. The transcript has 3 exons. The record is from RefSeq and is a predicted model, not a curated record. Bases 284 to 1435 code for a protein of 383 amino acids. Gene Ontology annotation, biological process: G protein-coupled receptor signaling pathway. NCBI's taxonomy places the organism in Eukaryota, Metazoa, Chordata, Mammalia, Eulipotyphla, Soricidae. Gene Ontology annotation, cellular component: plasma membrane; neuron projection.